This is a messenger RNA of Cladophialophora yegresii CBS 114405, 816 nucleotides long. RefSeq lists its product as uncharacterized. Lineage: Eukaryota; Fungi; Ascomycota; Eurotiomycetes; Chaetothyriales; Herpotrichiellaceae. The record is from RefSeq and is a predicted model, not a curated record. The coding region runs from base 275 to 568 and encodes 97 amino acids. The transcript is spliced from 3 exons.
CGGCUCCAGACCGGCAUGUCGCCGAUGCCUCCACACGGGCACCACGUGCUUCUACGGCUAUGGCAAGGGUUGGAGGAAGCGAAAGUAAGUCUGCGCACGCUGGGACUUUCAGGUCGUAAUUUCUCCAGCACAGCUGUGCUGACUCGGGAUUGCAGGACCGCGGAAGAUCUUACUGCGACUUCCCGUCGUCUGGCACGGUAUGAGAGCCUCUUGAACGAAAUCCUACCAAUGGUGUCCCCUGAAGUGCGGGUUCUGAUCGAGGACGCACGCGACAAUGACACUGGCGCAUCUAACAAUGGUUCUGAAACUAAUGAGACCGAGCAAAAUCUCCAACCGCCGACAUUGCUCAAGAACGAGUCAACCAUGUCUGGAUCGAGUGCGCGCAUCAUCCUCCCGUUGCCGGUACCUAGCCUUGGUGCUGGGGCCAGCCCCCUUCCUCCAACGGCUUCGCGUUCGUCAACUUCCUCAGGCACUUUCGAGUCUGUCCCGCCUCUCCCGACUGCCACCACAAGCGGUAGUGCCAAUGUUCAACAAACACAACGACUUUCCCCGGACUCUAACCCUGUAGCACGGUUGCCGUCCAUCACAGCUGAUGGGCAGCUAAUCGAGGCCGGGGUCAGAGAUCAUUCACCAACAAGUCUCCAUCACCGGCCCGAUUCAGCCGCAAGUUAUGGCAUGGGAGCGACGCCAACCUCCCCCACUAGUCUUGCGUCCCAAGGAGGUGCGUUUUCCGGACCGUAUCCCGGACGUUCACAUACUGACUGUCGGAGAAGAAAUGGCGAGGCCACAACAAUUCACCCCUGGUUGAAAUCCACC